Penicillium paradoxum is the source of this 1263-nucleotide messenger RNA. RefSeq lists its product as uncharacterized. Gene Ontology annotation, cellular component: nucleus. Lineage: Eukaryota; Fungi; Ascomycota; Eurotiomycetes; Eurotiales; Aspergillaceae. Gene Ontology annotation, molecular function: DNA binding. The record is from RefSeq and is a predicted model, not a curated record. Bases 1 to 1263 code for a protein of 420 amino acids. The transcript has a single exon.
AUGUUGCAUCGCUCGGGUUCAGAUCGUACUGUGGGCCAUAAUUGGGUCUACCGCUUCAUCAAAAGACUACCAUCCAAACUACAGUACAAGCCCCAAUAUGGCCGCGAAUACGGCCGUCAAAAAAUCAAAGAAAAAUCCCGGCUUGAUAGUGAGGAUAUUGGACGACUCACGCUUUGGUUUCGCAAUUUCUCAGAGAUGCUUGCUACGCAGAAUAUCCAACCAAAUGAGAUAUUCAAUUGGGACGAAACUGGUUACCAAAUUGGCCAAGGCGAGGCCCAAAACGGCAUCCUUUCUGGCUCUACAAACCCUACAAUCGGCAACGAGAGUACCAGCGAGUUUAUUACCGGUAUUGAAUGCAUUUCUGCCGAUGGUUGGGCGAUGCUCCCGUGGUUUUUGGUGAAAGAGACUCAGCAUACCUCAAUCCAGAUCCCGAAUUUUCGCAUUCAAACUACACCAACUGGCUGGGUAAACGAUGAAACUGCGUUGGAGUGGCUCCGCUCAUUUAAUGAAGCUACAAAAACUCGCGUACGCUCUGGCCGACCGAGAGUUUUGAUGAUGGACAAUCGUCCAUCCCACAUCAGCCUCGAAUUUAUGGAGUUUUGCAAGGCCAAUUUCAUUCUUCCAAUCUGGUUUAUUCCACAUACUGCGCCAAUCUGCCAGCCCCUCGAUGGCCAGCCUUUCCAAUACCUAACGCAUUAUCUGCGUACGGCCAAUAAUGAGGCUGUUAUGUGGGAUGGAACUGCCAGUCAAAAACGAGACUUUUUCCGGAUUAUUGGGGAUAUACGAUCGAAGGUCUUUACGCAAAGGACUAUACGAUCGGCCUUUAAAUCUUGCGGAAUUUGGCCUCUUAAUUCAGAGAUUAUUCUCGAGCCUUUACGGGCGCAAGUAAUUCAGGAUGCCGGUGUACCACCUAUUAACGAUACUCCCUCAAUCCCCCGUGAAUUCCCAAGCCCAGCAACAAACCUCCCCCUGGCCACCUCCCCCUCGGAUAAUUCCAGGUCGGACAACUUCCUCUUGGACAACUCCCUUUCGGAGAACUUCCUCUCGGACAACUCACCUCCGGAUACAAUUGAGCGAGUGAGCAGGUUAAAUGCGGAUCUUCUGAAAGAAAUAGAGAGUAUGAAGGCGCAAAAUCAAGAAAUGCAGCGCUGUAUGCAGCGGAGUAUGGAUGCAAAUGCCCUUUUAGCACAACGGCUGGAGCUAUUCGAGUCGGCUUUGAAGGAGUUUCAGUCCGCCGCAACUACCUCAAAUGCCGCUAACUGA